Thamnophis sirtalis is the source of this 966-nucleotide messenger RNA. RefSeq names its product homeobox D13 (gene HOXD13). The record is from RefSeq and is a predicted model, not a curated record. Gene Ontology annotation, biological process: regulation of DNA-templated transcription. NCBI's taxonomy places the organism in Eukaryota, Metazoa, Chordata, Lepidosauria, Squamata, Natricidae. Gene Ontology annotation, molecular function: DNA-binding transcription factor activity, RNA polymerase II-specific; DNA binding.
AUGGAAGCGCUGCGCGGAGAGUCCGGGGCAGGCGGCGGGGGCUGCUUGCAGGGUCGAAACUUUCUCUCCCCUCCCAUCUUCGGGUCGUCGCCGCCAGGUUCGACGAGAUCGGGCUUCGUCUACGAGCGCUCGGGCCCGGGGACCGUGGCGCGCUCCACGCCAUCCUCUUCCUCUGAGACGCCGUCCUCGUCUAAGGACUGCACCGCCGGACUUCCUAUUGCGGCGGCGGCGGCGGCGGCACCACCCUCGGCCACAACGGCCGCCGCCGCCCUAGGCUACCCUCCAGGUUACCCCCCCUUUGGUCACGGUUACUACAGCUGCCGCAUGGCGCACGGCGUGGGGCUCCAGCAGAACGCCGCGCUGAAAGCGGCCCCGCACACCGCCUUCCCCGUGGAGAAGUACAUGGACGUGGCCGGCCUGGGGGGUGCCACCACAACCUCGGGCGUCGGCAGCGACGCUUCCUCACGGGCCAAGGAAGUCUCUUUCUACCAGAGCUAUGCGGCCACCGCCGGCCCUUACCAGCACGUGACCCCCAGCUACCUGGACAUGGUCUCCAGCUUUGGACCGGCGGCCCCUUCGGGGGAGCCCCGGCACGAGACCUACAUCUCCAUGGAGGGCUACCAAUCCUGGACUUUGGCUAACAGCUGGAACGGACAGGUGUACUGCUCCAAGGACCAGGCCCCGGGCUCCCACUUCUGGAAGUCUUCCUUCCCAGGCGAAGUUGCACUAAACCAGCCUGACCUGUGCGUGUACCGCCGUGGGCGGAAGAAGCGGGUGCCUUACACCAAGCUGCAGCUAAAGGAGCUGGAGAGCGAAUACGCCCUGAACAAAUUCAUUAACAAGGACAAGCGGAGGCGGAUUUCUGCAGCCACCAACCUCUCCGAAAGGCAGGUCACCAUCUGGUUCCAGAACCGCCGAGUCAAAGACAAGAAAAUCGUCUCCAAACUGAAGGACACCGUCACUUGA